UCUAAUAUUGUCGUUUAUCGUGUGUUUAUUGCAGACCGCAACCAUGGGUCGCCGGCCAGCCCGCUGCUACAGAUACUGCAAGAACAAACCCUACCCCAAAUCCCGUUUCUGUAGGGGUGUGCCUGAUCCCAAGAUCAGGAUCUUUGAUUUGGGCCGUAAGAAGGCCAAGGUGGAUGAGUUUCCCCUGUGUGGUCACAUGGUAUCUGAUGAGUAUGAGCAGCUGUCUUCAGAAGCUCUUGAGGCUGCCCGUAUCUGUGCUAACAAGUACAUGGUGAAGACCUGCGGCAAGGAUGGUUUCCACAUCCGUAUGCGCCUUCACCCAUUCCAUGUCAUCCGCAUCAACAAAAUGUUAUCCUGUGCUGGAGCUGAUAGGCUCCAGACAGGGAUGCGUGGUGCUUUUGGAAAGCCCCAGGGUACCGUGGCUCGCGUGAACAUUGGUCAGGUGAUCAUGUCCGUGCGCACCAAGGCUGCCAACAAGGAGCACAUCAUUGAGGCUCUGAGGAGGGCAAAGUUCAAGUUCCCUGGACGCCAGAAGAUCCACAUGUCCAAGAAGUACGGCUUCACCAAGUUCAACGCUGAGGACUUCGACGAAAUGCUGCAGGAGAAGCGCCUGAUCCCAGACGGCUGCGGGGUGAAAUACAUCCCCAGCCACGGACCCCUGAAGCGCUGGAAGGCACUGCACACAGUCCACUAAAUGUCAGCAUCUGAGUGCACUCUGGCUCACAGCAGGGUGAUCAGUCAAUAAAUAAUAAACAAAAAUCUUUUGGUUA
Alosa alosa (allis shad) is the source of this 770-nucleotide messenger RNA. RefSeq names its product ribosomal protein L10 (gene rpl10). Gene Ontology annotation, biological process: ribosomal large subunit assembly; translation. NCBI's taxonomy places the organism in Eukaryota, Metazoa, Chordata, Actinopteri, Clupeiformes, Clupeidae. Gene Ontology annotation, molecular function: structural constituent of ribosome. The record is from RefSeq and is a predicted model, not a curated record. Gene Ontology annotation, cellular component: ribosome; cytosolic large ribosomal subunit. The transcript is spliced from 6 exons. Bases 44 to 694 code for a protein of 216 amino acids.